Molecule: messenger RNA, 4811 nt
Organism: Nematolebias whitei (Rio pearlfish)
Lineage: Eukaryota; Metazoa; Chordata; Actinopteri; Cyprinodontiformes; Rivulidae
Product: pleckstrin homology domain-containing family G member 1
Exons: 16
Coding region: 28-4572 (1514 amino acids)
Biological process (GO): intracellular signal transduction
Molecular function (GO): guanyl-nucleotide exchange factor activity
Source: RefSeq, a predicted model, not a curated record
GCCUCACGCUACUGCUCUGCCAUCAGCAUGGACUCCUCUCCUGACAGCGUGGAGCGACCCAUCAGCUACAGCUCCACGUCCUCCUCUGCCUCCUCCCGGGACAGUCACUGCUCACUUGGCAGCCGAUCCACGCUUGUUGCAGCCCCUCACUGUAACCCCAUCACCUUGGACCGUUACUCUGGGGCAAUUCGGCUGGAGCUGGUCCCCGCGAGGCAACUGGGAUGUGAAGAGAAAGACGACAGAAAUGAUGGAGGAGGCCGAGGGAGCAACAGACAGACUGUAACAGAGCAUUCAGAGCCUGAGCAGAGGCCAGAAGGAGGAGAGAGGAUGGGCUCUGUGCAGGGCCCCAGGACGUAUGUGGACCGGGUUGUACAAGAGAUUAUGGAUACAGAGAGAACCUAUGUUCAGGACCUGCGCAGCAUAGUAGAGGACUACUUGGAGUGCAUCAGUAAUCAGUCUCGACUGGCCUUGAGCUCUGAGGAUAAAGGUUCACUUUUUGGCAACAUCCGUGACAUCUAUCACUUCAACAGGGACCUUCUUCAUGAUCUUGAGAAGUGCAAUGCAGACCCUGUGGCCAUAGCAGAGUGCUUUGUAUCCAAGAGCGAAGAGUUUCACAUUUAUACCCAGUAUUGCACUAACUACCCACGGUCAGUGGCUGUGCUCACUGAAUGCAUGAGGAACAAGGCGUUGGCCAAGUUUUUUCGUGAGCGCCAGGAAUCUCUGAGACACUCCUUACCCCUCGGCUCCUACCUGCUCAAGCCAGUGCAGCGGAUCCUUAAGUACCACCUCCUGUUGCACGAGAUAGCCAACCAUAUGGAGAAGGACACAGAGGUCUACGAGGUUGUGCAGGAAGCCAUCGAAACCAUGCAGAGAGUGGCCUGGCACAUCAAUGACAUGAAGAGGAAACACGAGCACGCUGUUAGGCUGCAGGAAAUCCAAAGCCUCCUGACCAACUGGAAGGGUCCCGAUCUGAUCGGCUACGGGGAGCUCGUUCUUGAGGGAACGUUUCGUCUGCAGAGAGCCAAAAACGAAAGAACCCUCUUCCUGUUCGACAAGCUGCUGUUGAUUACCAAAAAACGAGAAGAGACGUACACGUACAAGGCUCACAUCCUGUGCUGCAACCUGAUGCUGGUGGAAGUUAUCCCCAAAGAGCCACUCAGUUUCAGUGUAUUUCAUUACAAGAAUCCCAAGCUGCAGCAUACAGUCCAGGCCAAAUCCCAGCAAGACAAGCGCAUGUGGAUCUUACACCUCAAAAGACUCAUACUUGAAAACCAUCCUGCCAAAAUUCCUGCCAAGGCCAAACAAGCCAUUUUGGAAAUGGAUGCAAUACAUCAUCCUGGUUUUCACUACAGCCCUGACAGCGACAAAAAGGACUCUCCUCAAACUAAGGAAGGCCCCACUCCUCGUAGAGGACGCAGAAAAGAGCCCCUCUCCAAAUUACUGAAGAAUGCGAGGCAGAAUGCUGCCAACACCGAUGGUGAAAAAAGAAGCAGUUUAGGUGCCAGCCUGCUCUCUCCCGUGUCCCAGCUGGCUCUGGGCACUAUAGGCCGCAGCCGGAGUCUAAUCAACCAAUCACAGGAGUCCCUGGAUCCUGGAGACCACUAUGAUCACAGCGAUAGGGAGGAAGGAGAUGAAUCCCAUCAGCAGGAUGCUGAUGAUGAAGAUGACAGUGGUUUGGGAGGUGGAAAGAGGCUGAGAGUUCCUGGCAAAGGCAGCAGGAAGAGGCUGAACCCUCAAGCGUCUGUUGACAGCAUUGAGCAGUGGAAAACUUUCAACAUGAGCGCUUCAGACCUGCAGAGAGCCAGAGAAUCCUUAGUGAGGGAAGGAAGCCACCACCCACCGCUCCGCAGGACGCCUCGCGUGACUGAGGAACCUCCAGACUCCCCCGUUCCCUCUGUUAUAGUCACAGAAACUGAUCAUUCAGUGCAGAACAUUUGGGCGGACCAUCGGGCUCGCAGGGCCAUGUUCCCCACCCGCCAGAGAACGAUGCAGCCUGACGACGAGGACGAGGACAUCUACCAGAUGUUUGUCCCUACAGAACCGAGCGCAGCAGAGCCAGAGGUGGCCUCUGAGAGGACAGAGACCACCUCCUCGCCCAGAACAGCCCGACCCUGCAGCUGGCAUGUGGAACAGGUGCCCGCGGUGCAGGUGGACCCUCCAUCUGAUGGUAGCAGAGUCCUGCGGAGGGCGAGCAGCGCAGGAGAGAAGGCUACAGAUGCUCGAGAGAACACCCACCAUGAUCAGGCUGAUCUCAGCAAUCUGGAAGCAAUUCAUACGGAAUCGUCCAGUAACGACAUUUCUGGGUCGUCCUCAGCCGAGCAGCUCACCAUAGAUGAUCUUGAAAAUGUUUAUGAUAAUAUCAGCUAUGAGGAUCUGAGGAGCAUGGGUUUCAUCAGGAGGGACAUUGAUGAAAGCCAGAUGCAGAAAGAGACGUCUUCAAAUGGUCAGGCUGUUCAGGCGACACGAGGAGAAAGUGCUCCAGCGGUCGGAGACUCGCUGAUUGGGCCAGACAGUUCAUCAGAGAGCAACCGGUCCUCCACGCAGGAGCUGAAGCCGUGUGGGAACUUUGAGCUCCAGAUAGCAGAGGAAAACAUUUAUGACACCAUCUGUUUUAUGGAGCCACCAUCGGCUGUGAGUGAACGGGCUGAGCAGAAACAAGAGAGGGACGGUGAACAAGAAGGUUACAGAGGCUUUUUUCCAGAGGAGAGUCUCAGCGUUGAAAAGAAUGAAGCACCAGAGGCUUCCAGUUGUGUCCCACAUUCCUCGGAGCCAGAUUACUCUUCCUCUCCUACUGGAACUUUUCUUCAGAAUACAGAAAAGAUGUCGGAGAACAGUGAUGAGAUUUGGACCGACUUCGAAAACUACAUCAAGAACAAUGAGAAGAAAGCUGAUCGACUUCCUGCUGCAUUCCCUGUGAGUGCCAAGGAGUCAUCUAAGAAGGCCUCAUCUGUCAGAAACAGCCCUACAAAGAGUCCUCCGGUGGUUAGUUCUCACACCAUCAGCCCCCCAUCACAUCAGCCUAAACCUCCACCUGUCACCUCCACGCCUUCAUUCACCAUCCCAGUUAUCAACCUUCCUGAACUUCAGAGUGAAAGCACCGCUGAGGAAGAACACCACAGUCUGUCUCCUGCGUCCCGCCCCCUUCCUGUCACCCCAGAGCCCCCCACAGGCACGGUGAAGAGCAUCCGAAAGAGACUGGCCCGGCUCAGCAGCGGCAGCUUCCGACUAGAGGAUGACGAUCUGGUGGAGCUUCCUCAGAGAAACGCCUCUCAGAGAGACGGCGCCUUCAAGGACCUCCAGCGUCUGUUUCCAGGGGAGCUGGCAGGACUGGACUCCCCACUGGUGUCCUCCUCCCUCCUGCUGGGUGAGUCUGUGGACUUCCCCCUGGAGCUGAUGGACAAAACCAAGAGCCGCGUGUUCUUGAUGGCCCGACAGUACAGCCAGAAAAUCAAGAAGGCCAACCACCUGCUGCGCAUGAGGAGCAUGGACCCUGGAGACGCCUGCAGUCGGAGCAGAGCGGAGAAGAAACAGAUAGACCUCGCUGCCAUCUUAGAGGAGAAGAAACAAGGAGGUGCAGCUAUAGGUGCAAGGAUAGCUGAAUACUCUCAGCUCUACGACCAGGUGAUGUUUAAAGAUUCCCUCGGUUCUGCAGGUCAGACCCCUGCCCCCCAACAUCACCCCCACCCAGGGCUGCCGUCCUCCCCGUCGAUGCCAGAGACCUCCCUGGAGGAGGACUGGCUGCUGUCCACCUACAGCAACGGAGAGCUGGCGAGCUUCAUGUCCUCCUCCAGUGAGGCUCAGACCAGCUCCGGCUCUCAGCGCAGACUCACCCACACCUGCUCCAUCCCUUCUCUUAAGGCCACCCCUCCCUCCCCCACUGCUCCGGCACCGCAGAGGUGGAGCUCGUGCAUUUCGGCGCCGAACGACGAGGAGGAGCACGUGUACAGUACCAUUAAAAGACAUCCUUCCUUUAAUGCUCCCUCCUCAAAACCUUCCCCGGCAGGUCGGUGUCAGUCAGCCGGCUUUUUAAGCAGCACCCAGCAGGAGAAUCACCACCAGUCUGGAUUCAGGUGGAAAGGACCCGAUGUGGAUCGAAACCCUGACAGACUCCGCGGCCCCAGUCUGGGUCGAGCCGGUCGGCAGAGCAGCCUCCCAGAGCAGUUCUCUCUGGGCCAGCCGGACCUCACCUUACAUGAUGGCCAACAGGUCAUAGUCCUGAACCGGGAUUCUGCUCGGAGCGCCACCCAGAACUACCUGGCCAACUUCAAGGACAACGGGGAGGAGGACGACGACUACGUAGAGAUCCGCUCGGAGGACGAGAGUGAAGCAGAGCGGAACCGGGUGGGCCAAGGGAACAGCAGCUCAGCGGCCCCUCCUGCUCAGAACCGAGCUCUCGUCCAGUCUCGGAGUCUGCCGUGCACUCCGGCCCACUCCUGCGACCCGUUGAGGUCUUCUCUGGACCACGAGCAUCUGGAAAAGUACCUGUGGAGCGAGCCGCAACAGAACCAACCCAACAUCGUCCAGUCACUGAGGGAGAAGUUUCAGUGUCUGAGCUCCAGUAGCUUCGCCUAGGAACUGUAGCUCUGUAGAUCUAUGAGCACGAGGGCCAGGGCUGCUCCACCUGCAGCGCCCCACAUCUGCUGAACGGUUCUUUGAUCGCAACCACGUUUGUAGAGAAACGAGACCAAACUUUGUGUUAAAACGCUUCAACAUUAUAGGCUGCUGGUGGUAAUGGCCAAUGACGUCAAAGCCUGAACGAGAGCACUUCCAGAGUUCUGGGCUCUAGUUUGACUGAAUGGAUUCUUUUUUAA